Rhinolophus ferrumequinum (greater horseshoe bat) is the source of this 5704-nucleotide messenger RNA. RefSeq names its product CUGBP Elav-like family member 2 (gene CELF2). Gene Ontology annotation, cellular component: nucleus; ribonucleoprotein complex; cytoplasm. Gene Ontology annotation, biological process: regulation of alternative mRNA splicing, via spliceosome; mRNA splice site recognition. The record is from RefSeq and is a predicted model, not a curated record. The transcript is spliced from 13 exons. Bases 438 to 1910 code for a protein of 490 amino acids. NCBI's taxonomy places the organism in Eukaryota, Metazoa, Chordata, Mammalia, Chiroptera, Rhinolophidae. Gene Ontology annotation, molecular function: mRNA 3'-UTR binding.
GAUGCACACAUGGAUGCCUCGCGCACUCUGCAAAUUCAUCAUCAGCAUCUUGCAUUAGUCAUCUGACGGACUGCCAAGUGUUUCAUUUUCUUUUCAUGUGACUUUAUUAUUACCACCUCUCGCCUCUCUUCCAAAAAUCUCCAAAAGGGGAGGGGAAGGGGGGAAAAUCCAUCAGCAAUCCAGCCCUGCCUUUCUUUCCACACGAGAGCCAGUGUGAGGCUGAUAAGGCUGCGGAUGCAUUGAUGGCAGCCUUGCAGAACGAGACCUGCACUUAACUUGCAGCUGCCUCCCAAGCCGGGUUUCAAGAUGUCCACGCCCCGGGUGACAGCCGGCGGGGCGCUGCCCUGCGCUCAGGCGGUGCUGAACAGCAGCAGUCUGCAGUGAGAGCUUGCCGCUGCCGCCGAGGAGCAACCUAAUGUAACGGCACAGCCAACAAGAUGAACGGCGCUUUGGAUCACUCAGACCAACCAGACCCAGAUGCCAUUAAGAUGUUUGUCGGGCAGAUCCCCCGGUCCUGGUCGGAAAAGGAGCUGAAAGAACUUUUUGAGCCUUACGGAGCCGUCUACCAGAUCAACGUCCUCCGGGACCGGAGUCAGAACCCUCCCCAGAGUAAAGGUUGUUGUUUCGUAACAUUUUAUACAAGAAAAGCUGCACUUGAGGCCCAGAAUGCACUGCACAAUAUUAAAACUUUACCUGGGAUGCAUCAUCCCAUUCAGAUGAAACCUGCAGAUAGUGAAAAGUCAAACGCUGUGGAAGACAGAAAAUUGUUCAUAGGAAUGGUUUCGAAGAAAUGUAAUGAGAAUGAUAUCAGGGUGAUGUUUUCUCCAUUUGGCCAGAUAGAAGAGUGCCGGAUUCUCCGGGGACCCGAUGGGCUGAGUCGAGGCUGUGCGUUUGUCACAUUUUCUACAAGGGCAAUGGCACAGAAUGCAAUCAAAGGCAUGCAUCAGUCUCAGACCAUGGAGGGCUGCUCUUCACCUAUCGUGGUGAAGUUCGCUGACACUCAGAAGGACAAAGAGCAAAGGCGCCUCCAACAGCAGCUCGCGCAGCAGAUGCAACAGCUCAACACUGCCACCUGGGGGAACCUGACGGGUCUGGGCGGACUCACCCCACAGUACCUGGCGCUUCUGCAGCAGGCCACCUCCUCCAGCAAUUUGGGUGCAUUCAGUGGCAUUCAGCAAAUGGCUGGCAUGAAUGCUUUACAGCUACAGAAUCUGGCCACGCUGGCGGCCGCUGCAGCCGCGGCCCAGACCUCAGCCACCACCACCAAUGCAAACCCUCUGUCCACCACGAGCAGCGCCCUGGGAGCCCUCACAAGCCCCGUGGCUGCUUCAACUCCCAACUCCACUGCUGGUGCAGCCAUGAACUCUUUGACCUCUCUGGGGACUCUGCAAGGACUGGCGGGAGCCACUGUUGGACUGAACAAUAUUAAUGCACUAGCAGUUGCUCAAAUGCUCUCAGGUAUGGCGGCUCUGAAUGGAGGACUUGGCGCCACGGGCUUGACGAAUGGCACGGCAGGCACCAUGGACGCCCUCAGCCAGGCCUACUCAGGGAUCCAGCAGUACGCGGCGGCCGCACUGCCCACGCUGUACAGCCAGAGCCUGCUGCAGCAGCAGAGCGCCGCGGGCAGCCAGAAGGAAGGUCCAGAGGGUGCAAACCUCUUUAUUUACCACCUUCCACAGGAGUUUGGAGACCAGGACAUUCUGCAGAUGUUCAUGCCUUUUGGAAAUGUUAUCUCUGCUAAAGUCUUCAUUGACAAACAGACCAAUCUGAGCAAGUGCUUUGGUUUUGUUAGCUACGACAAUCCAGUGUCUGCGCAAGCUGCUAUCCAGGCUAUGAAUGGCUUUCAGAUUGGCAUGAAACGCUUGAAGGUCCAGCUGAAGCGCUCCAAAAACGACAGCAAACCUUACUGAUCCUAACCCCAGAGGCUCCCGCUCUUAUUUUAGCUUUCCUAGGGUAAGUCCCACGGGCCAGCCUGUCCGCAACAGGACAGGCAGAGGAGGACCACAUUGCCAACUUUUACCACGAGAGACGGUUCUUUUUACAAUAAGGCCUCCAUCCCCUCCCUCCCCCACCCAGUUCGCCAUAUUUAAGACUCGGGCUACCUUGUUUCUAGCGAGUACACUCCUCCAGUGCCACUGUAUUCUCCUUUGUUUUGCAAUUCGAAUCUCCUUUUACCUUUUUUUGUUUGGUUUUUGGUUUUUGCUUUUAAAAAAAAAAAUACGUACACAAAUAAAUGCCAUCUUGAGAAUUUAAAAGGCAAACAAAGGCUAAUGUGCACUUGUAACUCUGAGAGCUGGUGCCCUGCCUGGAGAACGCAGCCUCCUGUCCCAGCUCACCCCUGGGCGGGCACCAGCUGUUCAGACGUCAGGCGGUGGCCUAGCAAGAGAGAAGCCAGGAGAAGCACUUAAAACAAUCCACAACGUCUUUCCACUACAUUUGGUUUGUUUUAAUACGUAGGAUUUUAUUUUAGGGUUCAAAGAAACAUGACAUCCAUUGGUCAGGUUAUUACACUGGUUGUCUAUUUUGUUAUUGUUUUAUUUUCGUUCUUAGAAAGGAUUAAUGUAAAAAAAAAGAUUUAGAGAUCUGUUUCUUAAAGCUACAGGGUUUAAAAAUAAAAUAAAAAGGAAUGAAAAUACUUGAUGUUUCUUGAAAGAUAAAUUUAAUAAUAAAUAAUACAUAAAUAAUACAUAAAUAAAAAAAGAAAGCCACAGGCCUGUAAAUUUUAUUUGUAAAAAAAGCAUUUCUAUUUUUGUACAAAAUUUUUACUGCCUCAGAAAUAAUGGAAGUUCUUUAUUGCCUAUUGUUAACUUAUUGGGAACCUAAAGAGCAGUUCUCCGCACUAGCUAGAUCCUUCUGAAGUAGUCUCUAGAGGAAUCGUUCUAGGAAUGGGCUUUUUGUCACCGUUGAACCCUAGGCCUAAAGUUCAUGCUUUACCCUCUUGUCGUUUGUAUCUGUCUGAUUAUUUUGUUGUAACUUCCAUUACCUAGUUUACAGUUCAGUUGUCUGACUCUCCCCGUAUGUUACAUUCGUUGAAACUGGAUCCUCUCCCCUGUCCCUUGCCAGCCCCUCACCCCAAAACACCCAGAAUCCAUCCUCUCUCCCUCUCCGGAUGGAUUCUUGGGGUUCCAUCAUGCUGUGGAUAAAGAUUGUAAGAAAUGCAAAUUAUGUGGAUGGCUCGUAGACUCCCUAAUGACCUAAGAUUUGCAUUAGUUUUCCUCCUGCACCCUUAAGACUGAUUUUGUUGCUGCUGCGUAGAUUCUGUGUAACUUUUUACUCUCCCUUGUUUUCUCCCUAGACAUCUUCAUGCCCGUUAGUUCACCGUUUGCCUAGCAUGUCCCUGUGGCGUCUCAAAAAAAGUUUCAUCGUCCCGUCAUUGUUUCUGAUGUCUUUCUGACCUCACAUCAUAUUUGGUUCUCCUACUGACCUUUGAUCUAGUUUGACCUUUGAAAUUUGCAUGUGACCUCAUCUAGCUAUGAAUUCUGGGAAGUCAAUGUGAAAAACAUUGCUGCAUUCAUGCAAGACUGAAAUUUAUUAUUAGAAAAAUUAAUUAUAGAAAAACAACCUGUGGCAAAAAUGUUUCUUUCUUAUUUCUUUUUUCUUUUCAUAAAACAGACUUGAAAGUAUUAUACAGGGAUUGGCAUUCUUCCCGGUCACUGGUAACAAUAGCAAUAUGUGUCCAGGGACACAGAAUGUUGGUUUCUAACAGACUACUUCCAAAAACAGUUUGAGAAAAAAACUGUCUGAUUUUAAGUCUCUAGAGGUCUGUAAUAGUUUUUACAUUUUUCAGGCAGUGUAAAGUUUUUUGAUAAGGCCAUUUUAGGUGGCUCACUUUCUCAUUAAGAUAUAUAUAUAGAACCACUUUUUGUAGGUUAGUAUAAGAAAAAUAUUUACCCUGUUUUGGGGCAAAUGCUACCUAUUUGUGUCACCUUUUGCUGAACUGACUCACAGUUAGACAAUCCAUGGUUUAAUGCACAUGAAAUUACCUAUAUUUUAUACUGUUUCAAUGUACAGGAGAAAGGUUACUGUAAACUGUGUUGCGUUGGUGCUUCUGUGAAUUAAGUUGUGGUUUCAUCAUGAGUCUUAUGGUCUUAAUGUUCUUUGUUGAUAAGACAAGUUUAGAAUUGGUUUUACUUAAAAAAGAAUUUCAAAAAAAAGUUGUUUGCUUAAAAAAAAUUUCAUGUGAGGGAAAAAAAAAAAAACCUAUUCCAGAAUAAGUUUUGUGUUGGCUUGUAAAGCAUUGAUGUCAUAUUUUUUUUUUAUUGUGGACUAUUUAGAUGUGUUUGUGUUCAGCAAAAUGUGAUUUUUUUUUCUUUUAAAGAAAAAAGUGAAAAUAUAUAGUGCCAAAUUCCAAAGGUACUUCCUUCCUAGAGCUUCAGUGUGUUUCUUGUGAGAAGUAAUUUGAUAACAUGGGUAUUUUAUUAUGUGUUUUGUAUAAAUCCCUAAUAUUUAAAAAACAAAAACAAAAAAGAGGUUAAAAAGUUUGUUAACUUGCUAUCCUGUGGUCUUGUUGCCUGAAAUUGUUAUCGUUUGUUAUUUCUCUAUGAUGUUUUUGUAAGACACUGUAUAAGUGCCCAUGUCUCACUUUUUUAACCACUCUGCACAUCAACGCUGUGACGGCAACCUCACAAUGUAUUUUCUUCAUAAUACAUGGAAACCUCUAAGGUGAGAAAGUUUUGAACUUUUAACCCUUUCUACCCAGAGCUAUCGGGAAUGUUGGUAACUUUUUAUACUGUCAUCAUUUUGUUUGGGGGUAUUUCUAAUUUGGAUUUCCCGCCCCACCCCCACCCAUCCUGCCCCACCCCCACCCUCAGCAUCUAUCUUCUCUGAGUUGCUUUUUGUCUUAGUAGUUUACCCUUUGGUUGUGAUCCAAAAGAAGAAACUCCACAAGGCAAAUCUGAAGGAAAAAAAAUACAUCCUUUAAUUUUUUUUUUUCACUUUGACUACUUCUGGUCAUUUUUUAAAAAAGAAUUCUUAAUUUGCUGCAGGAAUUCCUUCUGUUUUAAUUAAGAACAGUUUAGUGGCUAACUCUCUGAGGGGAAUGGUCGGUAGAUCUAGCACCUAAGUGAACCUGAAACUCUCUGUGCUUCUCAGACCAGGUUUAGUAGCCUACUCCAGUUUAGAACAGUUUUAUCUCCCUUCCAGUGAAAUGACUGAGAUGAAGAAGUCUUUUGAGGUAUUUUUGCUUUUGUUUCUGAAAUACUCCUAAUUAUUAUUUCUAAUCAGCCAUUGUGCUGGAUUCUCUAAACCCGUGGAUACCUCUGAACAAGCAAGGUGUCUGGAGUUAGAAGCUGAUAGGCCUUUCCCUUUUUAUUUCUAAUUCAAUGCAUGGACUGACCACAUCAGUCAGUCAGUUCUUUGUCACAGUUACUGACCAAAAUACCUAGCACCAGUUCCUGCUGCCACUUUUUAAUUAAAGUGCCAUAUUACUUUGACUUCAUGUGAACAGAUCUCUUGCUGUCUUGACAAAUCCCAACGUCAUCCCUACAGCCCCAGCACAAACUCCUGCCUUCCUGAAAGCAGCCCCUGGAAGCUUCUUUGUCACUAAUGGAGUUCAGAAACUGCUGGCUGCCAUCCCUCCCUCCCUCCCUUGCCCACUCACCACCCUGCUGGGUUGAAUGUGUGUGGAUGUGAUAGCCCUGGGACGGAAAGGACUAGCCUCUAAUAAUGCAAAAAAAAAAAAAAAAAAAAAAAAGUUUCCUUCUUA